ACUUUUCCCGGGUCAUAACGGUGCGAAGUCAUUGUAAUAUUUAUGUAGCGGCGUCUCAUUAGCAUAAUUUAUAAUAAGAUACGUUUUCCCGGCAUAAAUUAAUGUCAAUAUUUGUAAAUCUAUAAAAUUGAAGAAUUGCGGAUGCAAAUAUUGACAACAAAAAUUAACCAGAAAGAUUGCGUUUGGAGUGUUUGAUGUUCAGUCGCUCGAUCCUCUAGGUUAAAUGGACUGUGAGUGACUUAUACCUUGGAAUUUUACAUGUGAUGAAGGACAGAAUAUAAAAGUUUAAGUGUGUUAAAGUCCACGCUUUUGGAUGAACACAGUGAGGGACUGAGACAAAAAGCCUCGUGUGUGUGUGUGUGUGACUUAAGAAUUCCGUAAAAGUGGCUCCCGUUGUAGACCGCCCUCCCGAGGAUUCCCUCUGUUACCGUGGAGACAGUAUGGACGGGGACUCGAACGAUGAGGGGACGGUAACGGAGUCUCUGAACGGGGAGACGAAGCCCGACCCUGCCAAACUCGCCCAGACCGCAAUCAUUAAACAGGAUGUUAUGCUCUCGGCGACCAGCACUCAGUCUCCAUUGGCAACCGUAUCCAGCGUGUUCACCAUGCCCAAUAUCUCCAUGCCAACAGUCUCCCUGGCUAACAGUGGGGGCCUCGGGGGGCUGACGGACCACUUGUUUAUGUCUCAUAUACCAGCAGACCCUCCAAAUGCCCAUAGUAACUCUGUCACGGACAGUCAUACAGACAAAACCGGUUUAGGGUCAUUAGCCAGCCCUUCACAGUUGUUUGGACAACCCCAGGUGGCAGCACCACAGUUCUUCCUCACAGGUAAUGGAGCCCAGCAGUUCAUCAGUAUUCCUGUUUCCUUGGGAACGGGUGGAAAUCACCAGAUACAGUUACUGACCACUUCUAAUGGUCAAAUCAUAGCAACCAACCUCGGAGGAAUCCCAGGACUGACUCAACCACUCAACUUAAACCUCAACUCUGGAUCAAACCAAGCACAGAGUAGCAGUUCCAGCAGUAGCACCUCCAAUCUAGGUUUAACUAACCUUCCCCAACUGCUGACGGCCGCUGGGGCCCAGGGCCAAAUUCUAGCUGUAGGCCCUCAGGUACUGAACCAGCUGUCCCUUACCCAUAAUUCCACCUCCAGCUCUUCCUCCCAGAAUUCCCAGUCACUGACCAAUGGUCAUCUCACUCAGUCCACCAGCCAGUCAACAGCUGCUCAGUCAGCCGUGCAGUCCGCCGUCCAAUCAGCAAUCCGUAAUGCUCAGUCAGCCAAAAUCUCAAACCAGUCAUCUGUAACGUCACUCUCCGACGGACUUCCUCCUAGUGUUAGUCAACUACUGCCGAACACAGUAGGAAACUCCACAGAGAGCACGACGGUGGAUGGAAUUAAUCUGGAUGAAAUUAAAGAAUUUGCCAAACAGUUUAAGAUUCGUCGCUUAUCUUUAGGACUGACACAAACUCAAGUGGGACAAGCCCUCAGUGCAACCGAGGGACCGGCGUAUAGCCAGUCUGCUAUCUGUAGAUUUGAAAAGUUGGACAUUACCCCUAAGAGUGCUCAGAAGAUUAAACCUGUGUUGGAGCGCUGGAUGCAGGAGGCAGAAGAAAGGUACAAGAACGGCAUUCAGAAUCUCACGGAUUUCAUCGGCAGCGAACCCUCCAAAAAACGCAAACGUCGCACGUCAUUCACACCCCAAGCUCUGGAGGUUCUUAAUAAUUUCUUUGAAAGGAAUACACAUCCUUCAGGUGCUGAGAUGACAGAAUUGUCAGACAAACUGAACUACGACAGAGAAGUGAUACGGGUGUGGUUCUGUAACAAACGACAGGCGUUAAAAAACACCAUCAAAAAACUCAAACAAGAGACACCAUAGGACAGAGCGUAAAAUUAGAUAUAAAUCCUAAUUAAAGCUAAAUCAAGGCAAAGUAUAAGAAUAAUACACCAGUAUAGAAAAUGAGAAUUCCACAAAGGGAGAAAGUUUUGAAGGAAGGGCUACGUUCUCUGGCAGCAGAAACUUUGUAUUUCUUGGAAAGUUGUUUAAAUGGGAAUCACAGGAUGGCACAAUUAAAUCAUGAAUGUAAAAGGUAGGAAAAUCAUAAGGGAGUUUGUUGUGAGCUUUUUUCACAGUUUAAGGUUUUAGUGGUGUUUUUUUUUUAUAUAAAUGGGGACUUAAAAGACAAAAUACUUCAAGUGUAAAGAAGUUAUCAUCAUUCGUUGGAGAAAUGUUGUCAUAAUUAAAUUUUUUGAAUGAGAAAAUUUGUUUUUUUAAAAGAGAUCAUGGAAAUGUUCUUAUAAUUUACAGUGUGUAUAGCAUUAAAUGCUUUUGACACGUGUUGUGCAAUAUUAUACAAGACAUUUAUUUAUUAAUAUAUACAUAUUUAUUCUGUAUGAUUUUAUUGAUAUUUUUUAAGACUUUUUAGUUUAUUGAUAUAUGUUUUUGUAUAUACAUUGUAUAUUCAUCCACAUUUUAAGGUUGAUCGUUGAACAACAAAGUUAGAUAACUCUCUCCUAUGAAAAACUCAUUUUUGGGGCAUGAGAAUAAAUAUUACCAUCUUUUUUGUGCAAUAUUGGUAGCCAUAAUUAUCUUGCCAUUGAAAGAGAGUGAGUUAUCUACUUUUGUGUGAAGACGGAGUCACCUUAAUCAGCAUUAACAUGACUGUCCUAGUCCAGAAUACUGGGUUGUCUUUACCAUUUGUCUACUGAAGACAAAGAAUUGUGUAUAUAUACAUGUAAAUGUGUAAGUAUUUUAACUUGACUACAAUUCUCUACUUCUUUUACUUAUUAAUUGAUGUUCAUAACCAAUAUUACUUACAAUAUUACGCAUUAUGGUCAUGUGACUGGUUUGUGUGACUUUAUGAGGUAUGAAUAUUAAGGGUGUUUGUCUGCAACAGUAUCCUUUGGUCUCUGUCUACCCCCACAGUAGUAGUGAUAGUAACUACCGUAAAUACUAAACGAUUGGUGUUAAAAGAGGGGCGGUGUACAUAAUCUUUUAUAUUCAUACGAUACUGAAAAUAAUUCAACCGAAAAAAAAAAUGAGAAUUCAGAAACAGUUGAACUUUAGCACCUCGAACAUUUACAUCUUGAAAUACCAGGGUUGAACUGAAGUGGAAGUCUCCACUGAUUUUUUUUUCCAUGUAUUUUAACCGAGAUAUUGAGAAUCCUCAAGAACUUUUUCCUCUGUUCCAUCAAGUUUGAGGUAAUGAUGUUUGACAGCAGUGAUUUACUGAGGUACACUUUAAACUUCUGAAAAUGGCUAAUGCAUGUAAAAUUUCCUCCUUUAACUUUAUUCUGAUAGAUGAUACAUUUUGUAAAUGUAUUCUGAUGAUCAGAUCAGGGAGUUGGGAGACUUGAUCAUCACUAUCUCUUUUUACCCUGGUUCAAGUUUAUAGAGAAGAACCAUUCUCUUUUACCAAUUACUGUAGAAAGUCAUCCAUUUAUAUCAAUUAUGAACAAAAAAAAAUUGUGGUGAAGACAAAAUAACUUUUUCAUUUUAAAAAAUUUAUUGAAAGAAGCAGAAAUUCACUUUCGCUAAAGAAACUACUUAUAAAUGUGAUGUCAGAGAAGUCUCACUGUUUACAUUCUAAAGCACUUGGGGAGGAAUCACCCUGCUUUUGCAAAGAGAGAUAACUCUGGAUAUAUCAAUAUGUUUCCUUCUUUAACACUGGUUGUAUUUACUCUUAUGAUAAUGUUGUGGUGGACAGACAGCUUCGAUGGCCAGUGGUUAUAGAUAGCUCAGUUAUUAGAGCACCUGACUGGAGAUUCAGGGGGCCCUGGGUUCGAAUCCUAAUCUGGUCCAUUACAUUUUUCUCCUCUCCUGUAACAAUGUGAAAUCACCAAUUUUUUUUUUUGG
This is a messenger RNA of Saccostrea echinata, 3851 nucleotides long. Its product is annotated as POU domain, class 6, transcription factor 1-like. The record is from RefSeq and is a predicted model, not a curated record. The transcript is spliced from 10 exons. Gene Ontology annotation, biological process: regulation of transcription by RNA polymerase II. Gene Ontology annotation, molecular function: DNA-binding transcription factor activity, RNA polymerase II-specific; RNA polymerase II cis-regulatory region sequence-specific DNA binding. Lineage: Eukaryota; Metazoa; Mollusca; Bivalvia; Ostreida; Ostreidae. The coding region runs from base 441 to 1874 and encodes 477 amino acids.